This is a messenger RNA of Eublepharis macularius, 1998 nucleotides long. It is a transcript of the gene DUSP19, whose product is annotated as dual specificity phosphatase 19. Gene Ontology annotation, cellular component: cytoplasm. Gene Ontology annotation, molecular function: JUN kinase phosphatase activity. NCBI's taxonomy places the organism in Eukaryota, Metazoa, Chordata, Lepidosauria, Squamata, Eublepharidae. The coding region runs from base 183 to 827 and encodes 214 amino acids. Gene Ontology annotation, biological process: regulation of MAP kinase activity; protein dephosphorylation. The record is from RefSeq and is a predicted model, not a curated record. The transcript is spliced from 4 exons.
GAAACGACCUAGUCGAGGCUUCUCUUCUGCAGAGUCGGGGGCUCCGUUGCGUUCAGGGCGCAAGCUGGGACCGCGAAGCCCGCAGAAAGAAAGCAAUAUACAGGCAAAUAGCUUUCUCCGCCCCCGCCCCCCCAUCUCUCUUUUGUUUUUGUGACUAGCUUGCCCGCUCCUUUGCUCAUGUGAUGCACUCGCUCACCAAAGAGAUCAGAGCCUUCUCCAGGACUAAUUUAAGAAAACAAUGCACCCGAGUCACCACCUUAUCCGGGAAGAGAAUUAUAGAGACGUGGAAGGACGCCCGAAUGCAGGUGGUGGAAGCGGCGGAUCUUAACGACGGAGACGCCUGUGGUUAUGUGCAAGACUUGAGGUUGGAUCUGCAAGUGGGCGUCAUUAAACCGUGGCUCUUGCUGGGAUCACAGGAUGCCGCCCAUGACCUAGAGACUGUGAAAAAAUACAGGGUUACCCACAUUCUAAAUGUUGCCUAUGGAGUUGAAAAUGCUUUCCCCGAUGACUUAACAUACAGGAGCAUUCCUAUCCUCGAUUUGCCCGAGACUGAAAUUUUGUCUUAUUUUCCUGAAUGCUUUGAAUUUAUUGAGCAAGUCAAGUUAAAGGAUGGUGUGGUGCUUGUUCACUGUAAUGCAGGAGUUUCUCGAGCGGCAGCAAUUGUCAUUGGUUUCCUCAUGCAUUCAGAAGGACUCAGUUUUUCUCAGGCUUUUUCUUUGGUGAAAAAUGCCAGACCGGCCAUUUGUCCAAAUUCAGGUUUCAUGGAGCAACUUCACAAAUACCAACAGUGCAAUAAUAAAGCAAAUGGAACUUUAAAUAAUAUUUGAAUGUUAACAGGGGAAUAAUGAAAGAUGGAAUGAACAGAACACCUUUGGUUGCAAAGUCAUGCAUGGGACAUGCCCAGAAUUACCCUUUGAAGCUGUCCUUGAGGAGUUAAUUUUUGUACACACAUACAUUAUUUUAAAUUAAUUAAUUUAAUUAAUUUCCCCUCAUCUAAUUCUUCUCUCUGUGUUUCUCUUUUUUAAACAUUUUCACAGUAAUGGGUAUAGCAAUAACGAAUCAGCUUGGAUUUGCAGUAACGUGUUGGUUUGGUAGUUGCUGUGUUGCAUGCAGCAGUGCUCUACUGAUACAUGUUUGUUUAGGAUCACAGACUGAGUUAAACCUGUUCAGGAAUAUCUUCUGUGCAGGAGGCAAAAUUAUUUCCUAACAGGCCUUCAUUUUCUUCAGGAAUUUACUGAAAGGGUUUGCUUUUCCCAAGUAUCAGGGGCAGGGAGACUGGCUCUCUAGAUGAAUUAAAAUACCAGAAAUACAAGUUUUCUACUGAAAGUUGCCGGUAGGUACUAGAAAAGAAAUAUAAACCCAUUACUCCAAUAUCACAUGACAUUCAAUGUGUAUCGACUUUUCAUGAUUGUAAAAAUCUAGAUAAUAAAACAUUCUUAUUAAAAACCUAUCUUUUAUAUUUGAAAUCAGUCAGUAACAUUUAUAAUUUUCUAACAUUUUUUUUCCUGGCCCUGCAUAGGACUUUAUUUUAUAAACUGGUCCUUUGUAUGAUAAUAGCAGAAGGUCCUCAGUGAAACAAAAGCCAAAUUUGACCACUUUAAUAAGUGUGUUUAUUUUUAAACAUCAGUAGCAUUAGAUCUUUACAAAGCCCAGGAUGCAGUGUGGAGACAAUAAUAACACUGAUUUUGUUCACUGCUCUGAGUGUGGCACUAAUCUAGAAGUAUAUAAGCACAUGGUUAUUAUUAUAAUGUUGCCCUUAGCAACACAGCCCUUAAAGUCUGUGUAAGCUGAAAAGCCAUGCAGUGUGUUCUAGGCAAAGUGUUCUAGUCAAUGAUAAGACAUCAUAGAACUGAAUGUGGAUAUGAUACAAUUAUAGAUUGGUUUCUGUAUUAUUGUUGCUAGCAUGUAUUAUAUAAAGUUUGAUCCUUGCUAGCAAUUUCAAAAUAUUAUAAUUUUCAAUUAAAAUACACGGGCAACAUUUCAAUAAAAAUAUUUUAA